UCAUAAAAUUAAGCACUUGCAUCAUGAAAUAUUUAUGUAUUUCAUUCUUUGGAGUUUUCGCACUCCUAUACACUAUACAUAUAUAUAUGCCUUAUUUACAGCUUUCUCUCACUCUCUCUCUGGGCGGCUGUUAAUUACCUGUUUGAAAUUUACCGACAGUUUUGGUGAUUAAUUGUUUCCUAGCUGAGACGGCUGUUCUAUUUCCCCUUGUAAGAUAUCAGAAUGACCAUGCACGCUAUUUUAUUCAAAGAAAAUGAAGGGAUUUUCCCAGAUUCCAUUAACGGGUCACAGGAAAUUCCUCUGUGGAGUGCGGUGGGAGCUCAGCCGUCGCCGCCGCCGCGGCGGGCCGCCUUCCACAACCCUUUUCUGCAGUCGAAGGUGCUGUCUCUGGAACUUUCAGCCGGCAAAAAUCUUCAGUUAGCUGUGGCUGAUGAAUCUGAUGAAGAUAAGCAAGUUCUUGCAAAGGAAGAUUCCUCUCACUUCACUGUUUUUCCUGAUUAUGAUUUAGGUGAUUGCAGAACUGGUGAAAAUGGUGCAAAGACUGUUCCUUCACUCCAAGAUGCUUCCAUGGAAUAUGAGGGACAGUUCAAGCUCGGAUUUGGCCAACCACUGAUUUGUGCUCAAUAUCCUUAUAAUGCAGAGCAAUGCUAUGGUAUAUAUUCAGCUUAUGGAGCUCAAAUCGAGGGAAGUCGUAUGAUGCUGGGUGGUGAAGGAGGGCCGAUUUAUGUGAAUGCGAAGCAGUACAAUGCAAUCAUGAGACGUAGACGGUCGCGUGCAAAGGCAGAAUCAAAGAAUCAAGACAUGAAAUCUCGCAAGCCAUAUAUGCACCUCUCGCGCCAUCUCCACGCCGUGCGCCGCCACAGGGGCAGCGGCGGCCGCUUCCUCAGCGCCAAAAGCGAGGACAAGACCAAGGCUGCUGGUAAGCGAGGAAAGCAGGAGCACCAAGAAUCCCAGAUAGAAUCCGAUGGCGGGAAAAAAACAAAUAGCGGCGGCGGCGGCUCGGAGGUUACUAGCUAUCUCCAUCACUUUGAGUUCGAUCUUCUCCAGCCUUCGUUUCAGCCGUUUGGCAAUAUGGCUACUAAUUAUCUCAAAGUCUGAGGCUAAUUAAGUAACAAAUCAUCUCAAUCGAUGGUGUUGGUUCCUGACUAAUGCUGUUGAGUGAUGUGAUUUGUUGACUUGGGCAACUCAUUCUUGGCUAAUCAUCAUCUCAUCUCCCACGUCGGAGAUUCCACGAACUUUUACUAUCUUGUCUUGUGUGACAACUUCUGUAAUAAAAUUAGGAGAAUUUGCAUUUCCAUGGGCCUUGUUUAGUUAUGUAUUGAGUGGUGUGUGUUCGAACUUUCCUUUCGAUGUAAACAGUUGGCGGUUUGGAUCUUGCUGUUGUAAAAUGAUAACUACUUUAUUUUUGGUAUUUUAUUGCUUUUGUUUUGUA
Salvia miltiorrhiza (redroot sage) is the source of this 1432-nucleotide messenger RNA. Its product is annotated as nuclear transcription factor Y subunit A-10-like. Gene Ontology annotation, biological process: regulation of transcription by RNA polymerase II. Gene Ontology annotation, cellular component: CCAAT-binding factor complex. Gene Ontology annotation, molecular function: DNA-binding transcription factor activity, RNA polymerase II-specific; RNA polymerase II cis-regulatory region sequence-specific DNA binding. The record is from RefSeq and is a predicted model, not a curated record. The transcript has 6 exons. NCBI's taxonomy places the organism in Eukaryota, Viridiplantae, Streptophyta, Magnoliopsida, Lamiales, Lamiaceae. Bases 223 to 1098 code for a protein of 291 amino acids.